AUGUUUGGAUCAGAAUGGUCGAACAUCAUCAAUUCCGCCUUCAACUCGAAUGCCAUGGCGUCGGAACUCUCUGCCUUAUUGACCGCUUCGAAAAACCUCACCUCCCAUCUGUCGAGACCCGAACUCCCCUCCGUUCACCUCUCCCUCGACCAGGUCGAAGCUCAAUCCCGGAGGCUUGUAUCAAGACAACCUACUAACGCGAAUGACACCGACCGCGCGAAUUAUCUUCUUGCCCAAGCGCAUGUUGACGCGUCCGCCCUCAGCACUUCUAUCGCACAUCUCAAUGCUUCCAACACGUUUUCUCCCCUGCAACCAUUGCAGGACACGGACGUCGCAGGCUAUCUCCGACAUGCCCACGAACAAAAUCUCAUUUCUACCAUUGAGGAGGGGCGGAGAGAGACGCAGGAGCAGUUCUAUCGCACGUUGGAUGAACGCAGUAGGCGCGAUUGGGAGGCCAAGAAAAAGCGCGUCUUUGAUGAGCUAGGGGGGCGCGUUGGGGGCGAUAACCGAAUAAUGACAGAGCUGAAAAAGAGUUUCCACGGGAAAGGUCUCGCGGCGAGCACGACGGCAACGCCCAGUCUAACAUUACAGAUGCAGACGAAGAUGAUGAAAUACGAUCGUGUUGUUGCGGAGUUUAAUACUGCACGGCUACGCGACACAUCUUAUCCUAUUGUCCAUGCUUUCCUACGAGCCUCUCUUGAUGUCGCAUCAGAUCCAAACUCUCUGCAAAUGAUACAAACUUUCCAUGUUCUCGCGAGAAUUACAGGCGAACCCCCGGCUAUGCCACCCAUCGAGCAUGCCAGCGCCCAUAUUCUGAACGCGCCCAAGCUGGAGCGAAAGCACGCGCGAGCGUACUUGGGGGACCCUGAAACGCGUGAGGCAGCAGAUCUGCGGCGGCAGAUCGCGACAGGUGCAAGGACUGCGUUGGAGGAGCAGUACUGGGACGUGCUCGAGCGCACGUUACAGUCGCGGGCCAACGAAGCGCAGCUCGGCGGUGACCCGAGUGUUGCUAACAAAGUUCGUGCGUUUUUGUUGGUACGGUAUUAUAGGAAAGGGGAGUGGGAGGAUCGAAUUGAGUUGGUUAUGGGACAACCGUUGUGGGCACGACUCUUCUUCCUUGUUCGGUCCGGCCAUUACCAGGAGGCACUUGAGCAAGCCAUCGAGUUUCUUGAUGCGAUCGAGAGUCGGGAGCCUGCUUUUGUCACUCACUUCCGGACGUGGAUCGAGUCUCCAGAGAGGCGUCUGCCGAAGCCCGCUCGGGAUCAUGUCCACAACAUUUACAGUGGGCAUAUGAUGCACUCGACGACAACGGAUCCAUUUAAGCUUGCCCUGUAUAAACUGAUGGGCAAGCUGGAGCCAGGAAGGAGAAGUGUCGCACAUGUGACCUCGACGACUGAGGACUGGCUGUGGUUCCAGCUAGCCAUGGUCGACGAAGACGAGGAUGGUGGUCUGCGAGGACUGGCAGACGUUCUCCUCGGCUAUGGCGAGCGUCAGUUUGACGGAGGAACCCGCCGUGGCGUUUGGGCCGGUGUGUUGCUCAUGUGCGGACAAUUCGAGCGAGCAGUCGGAGCACUCUGGGAGCAUCAGGAUACGGAAGUCGAGGCCGUGCACCUGGCUAUUGCUCUCGCGUAUCAUGGUUUACUUAGACUUCCUCCCCGGUCGGAAACCAGCGAUAUGACACCUCUAACCCUAUCGCCUGUGAAUCCGCCAGCACUCAGUCUGUCCACAUUGAUCUGGCGGUAUGCUCGCCAGUUCGUAAAGAUGGAUGCUCGCGAAGCAUUACAAUAUGUCUAUUGUGUUGGGUUGGCUGCAGACCAGGGUGCUGUGGGAAAGGAGCAGGUCGAAAACGCAUGGGAACUGGUCAGGAAGAUUAUCGUGCUUGGGAAUAGUGGGCCAGCGUGGGAGGAACUUGUCGGCGGUUUCCGCCCUGAUGGUACCCGAUUCAGUGGUGCCAUUGAACAAGGCGCAUCCCUUCUCCGACUUCGCGAUACUAAAGAUUUCAAUGACCAGAUUCUGAUCAAAGCUGCGCGCGACGCAGAGGAGAACGACAGGAUGCCGGAGGCAGUCAAACUGUAUAAUCUCGCUGGAGAUUACUCAAUGGUCGUCGCUUGUCUCGCUCAGGCGCUCGGGAACACGAUCGCAAUGCCGAGCGCAGAUGAGAAGGCGAAGACUGUCGAACGAGUUGCCAAGGAGAUCUUGAGACAGUACGAGAGAACCAACAGAGCGGUUGGCCGUGAACGAGAUGCCGUUAUCAGGCUGCUGAGAGUCAGAGAGGCCAUGGAAGCCAAGUUGGAAGGACGACCAGAGAAGGCUCUGGAGAUCAUGGAAAUGACUGAGCUCAUUCCUCUGGAUGGUGAUGUUGCUAAAAUCACUCGGCGUGCGGAGGAGUUCAGAGAUCUGCACGAUUCAUUGCAGCGAAAUCUUCAAAUCUACCUACCUCUCACCAUGGAUGCCCUUGCGGGCGUGCACCAGAAAACGAAGAUGCAAUUGGGUCCAGCUGAUGCGACUCGUCAAAUGACACUUACUUUGUUGCGCAAAAAAUCGCGGUCGUUGAUGGUGUUUGCGGGCAUCCUCAAGUACAGGAUGUCUCCGGAUGUGUAUUCUUAUUUGGCACGCUUGGAUGUAGAAAUUGCUCUGUAGGUUCAACCAAGAGGUAGUCGCUCUCUUAAUCUUGGAAUCAGUUGAUGAUCAGCUAGCCACCCGUUGAAAAUCACUUGCCA
Molecule: messenger RNA, 2720 nt
Organism: Mycena citricolor
Lineage: Eukaryota; Fungi; Basidiomycota; Agaricomycetes; Agaricales; Mycenaceae
Source: the annotation of a GenBank genome assembly